Molecule: messenger RNA, 2705 nt
Organism: Polyodon spathula (Mississippi paddlefish)
Lineage: Eukaryota; Metazoa; Chordata; Actinopteri; Acipenseriformes; Polyodontidae
Product: ataxin-7-like protein 2
Exons: 11
Coding region: 27-2360 (777 amino acids)
Source: RefSeq, a predicted model, not a curated record
GACGUAAGGGGCGUGCCCGCGCAGUGAUGAUGGCGGUGCGUGAACGCGCGGCGGCAGUAAUGGCUGCUCUGAGUCGGCGGGUUCCGAGUCUCGAUGAUUUCGCGGGCCAGAGCUGGAGCUCCUGGGUCGAGAGGGCGGACAUCUCCGUGUCGGAUGGGGUUGAUGCUGAGGAGUGGAGCAAAAAUGGGAAGAAGAAGGCGGAAUCGAUGACUCUUGUCAAGGAGGACAUGGCUAUCUUCGGGCAAUGCCCAGCACACGAUGACUUCUUCCUGGUGGUGUGUAACCACUGCGGCCAGGUGGUCAAGCCUCAGGCCUUUGAGAAGCACUGUGAAAGGAGACACGGGCCUCUGAACAAGCUGUACUCCCGCCUGCACCCCACCUCGUCCCCCUCCGCACCCCCCCAGAAACCCCGGUCAGGGAACCCUCAGUCCCAGCACGUGACCCCCAAAGCAGUACGGGAGAGGCUGCAGCAGGGGGGCGGCACCCCCAAACCCCAAACCCAGCCAGCGCAACUAGAACCGGGGCAGAAACCAGCCAGUGUGCAGAAGGAGCUUUGUUACUUUGUCCCCGUGGUGAAUUUAGAGAAGAUCCCCUCCCUCACCCAGCCUGAAGGUGCCUGUGUCAAGCUGGGCUCGCGCCCCAACACUCAGCCCGCUCCGCCGCCCCCCCCCUCCCCCAGAGAGACGCUCCGACUGCACGGGCCUGCGGGGAGGGGCCUCUCGGAGUUCCCCCUCGCAGAGAGGGCCCCGAGCCGGAGAGGAGACACGACCCCUGGCCCUGAACCCAGCAACGCGGCGCGCAGCGGCCACAAGACUUACAAGAAGAUCUCCAAGAAAGAAUGUGACCUGGACAGACAUUGCGGCGUUCUGGACCCUGAGAAAAAGAGACUGUGUACUCGAGUGCUGACCUGCAAGAUUCACUCCAUACACCAGCGGAGGGAGGUGGCGGGCCGUACGAAGGGCUUUGACCAGCUGGUGGCGGAGCUGAAGGCGGGUUCGAGGGGGCGCGAGGCAGCGGGCAGGGAGAGGGGGGUCCCGUCCAGAGAGGGGGGUACUGUCCGCUCCCCCAGCUGGGACCAGGGCCCCGAGACCCCCGCGGGACUGACCCCAAACUGCAGGAGGAGGCUCACCAGCUGCACAGCACUCAGGUCCAGGGCGUCAUCGGGGAGCGACCCCGAGGAGAGCAGCGCCCCCUGGGGGGAGGCAGACGCCCGGCCCCUGCACCCCUUCCCCACGCUGUGGCCCCACAGCCACCUGUCCAGCGAGGAGAGUGAGGGGCAGGAGGAGGAGGAGGCAGAGAAACCAGACUGGCACUACUCCGCUCUGCAUCCCAAACCGCUGGGGCUGUGCACAUUCGGGGGCCGCUCCCUGGGGCGGGGCUGCUUCGUCUUCAACAGGAGGCUGGACCGGCUCCGCUCGGCGCUCAGCUCCAUGGUGGAGCGGCACGUCAACUCGCACAUGUGGAAGAAAAUACCUCAAGCAGCUGACCUCCAGUCACAGCGUACCUCGGCACCCAUCCCAGCACCCUCCUCUUCUUCGUCCUCUUCCCAGCAUUCCUCUGCUGCUGGUUCCUGUCUUCCAGCCAUCUCUCCCUUGAGGACUUCCUGUUUUAGCUCCUCUGGAGUUUCUAAGCAGUGCACAGCAGCCUCCCCAAACCCUGGCACUGCCUGCGGGCUUUCAGAUUCCACGGGGGGCAGAAGCCAGUCCAUAGUGUCCCCGAUAGCUGCCAACACCCCCUCCCCGUCUGCUCUGAGCAGGACCCCCACCCCUGCCACUAAAGCCAGCAGGUCAUCCAGGAUAAAGGGGGCACCAAACCUGGAGCACAACGCCGCUUCCCGGAAGAGGAAAAAGCCGCCCCCUGCGAGCGAGGACCCGGCGCCUAACAAGAAGAACUGUCUGCUUCAGGACGGAGGCAGGACGCCUAUAUCCGGGUCCUCGGAACACCCGUCAAGGACCGCCCCCUCCCCUCACAGACCGCUCAAUGGAGCAAUCUCCCCCGGCAACAAGCCUCGCCCCCAGCCGGCCCCGACGGAAGCGCCCCCUGGCCCCAUUUUUUUCAAACGGACCCCCCACCCCCAUUCGGGGCCACACACCCCCAGGCCGCCCCCUCCCAAGGACCCCGCCUCCAGGGCCAAGGCAGUUACCGCCAACAGCAAGGGUUUGAACUGUGACCCCAAGGGGCUGGGGAAGAAACGGAAGAGCAGGCCCCCUGCUCCCCCCGAGCCCAUACCUGCCAAACCCAGCCGCUCAGCCACCUCCUCCGACAGCAACUUCUUCCAGAAGAGAAAGGACAGCAAGGGAGGGAUCUCAGCCGGGCUGGAGAGGAAGCUCAGCCUGCACAAGUCGAAGCUGCAUCACUGACAGAGUGCCUGCCUUUCAAACCAGCCGGGGAUGCAAUCUUCAGAGAUCCAUUGCCACAGACGGACCGGAUCGGACACUGGAUUCGUGCGUGCGUGCGUGUGUGCGUGCGUGUGUGUGUGUGUGUGUGUGUGUGUGUGUGUGAGUGCGUGACUCUGAAUGGGGAGUGUUUGUGUGUAUGAAGUGUGCGUGCGCCUGAUUGAACUGUGUCCAAAUAUAGAAAUACCUCAAGACUUUUACCUGUUAUGCUGCUACACAGAACGUGCGUUGAAUUAAAAAAGGAAACCGAAGGGUUGAAAGAUCCGAAUGCCACUGAGAACUGUUGCUUUUUCUAUUCAUAAAAACAUU